AUGAUCCGCAACUUGCCCAACAACUAUGGCAGAAACGACGUCGUCACGCUUUUGGAUGAACAGGGCUUCAAGGCGAAGUAUGACUUCGUCUACCUGCCCAUUGAUUUCAAAAAUUCCAGUGGCCUUGGCUAUGCUUUUGUGAACAUGGUAAGCCAUGAAGAUGCUUUGGAAGUCAUGAACAAGCUUGGAGGCUUCAAAGACUGGAAAGUGCCCAGCCAGAAGGUUUGCGAGGUGGCAUGGGGAAACCCUGAGCAGCAGGGUUUAGACUUUCACAUUGGUCGGUACAGGAACAGCCCUGUGAUGCACAACUCCGUCAAAGAGGAGUUCAAGCCGUUGAUCUUUCAGAAUGGGACGCCCAUCCCAUUUCCAGAACCGACGAAGGCCCCUCGGAGGCCACGGAUGAAAAAGCACGCGCGGAUUGGAUGCCGUUCACCGGAAGCUUCGGACAAGGAGGACCGAUCCGGGUCGGGAUUGCCACUGGAGGGGGUCGGACCUUGGCAGGGUGCACAAAGGGGCCCGUGA
Molecule: messenger RNA, 522 nt
Organism: Durusdinium trenchii
Lineage: Eukaryota; Dinophyceae; Suessiales; Symbiodiniaceae
Source: the annotation of a GenBank genome assembly